Molecule: messenger RNA, 429 nt
Organism: Gaeumannomyces tritici R3-111a-1
Lineage: Eukaryota; Fungi; Ascomycota; Sordariomycetes; Magnaporthales; Magnaporthaceae
Exons: 1
Coding region: 1-429 (142 amino acids)
Source: RefSeq, a predicted model, not a curated record
AUGACAGAGCUGCAAAUCCAGGAGUCCCAAGCAACGUUUACUCAGGGAGAAAGUAUUCGCCGGCUCACGAUUGUCAACAUGAUAUACCUGCCGGCCACGUUCAUUGCCGUCAGUAUACGAAUCCACAGCCCUCCCGUUGAGUUUAUUGAAGCUAACCUCGGCGAGCAGACCGUGUUUGGCAUGCAGGUCGCAGAAAACAGCGACAGCAGCCCAUGGCACAUCUGGAGCUUUGUCAUAGUCUCUCUUGCCUUCACUAUCCUCACUCUGGGCCCCGCUGCCUACAGGUUUGAGAAAAGACGCUCGGGGAGGGCUGCCGGGAACGAGACUGAGGCAUCUUGGCUCUCUAAAGCCUGCCGGGCCAUCUUCCCCUACAGGGCCGUGAGAGUCGGCGUUGUCAAGUCACUUCAGCAACCACCUUCAGAGGUGUGA